GGGUCGGGCCCCUCCUCUUAGGUCUUUCUCCACAUGUUCUUGAACUUCCUGUUGUUUAAACGACCAGCCCAAACCAGGAGGAGAAGCCUUUUAAAUGGGCCCUUGAAUUUUUGCCCACUUCUGGAUGUCCCUUUUUGAAAAUUGUCUUCUUUCUGAGAAGCAGUUUUAUUCGGUUUGAACCAUUUGGUCUUCCAUAAACCCAACUGUGCACGUAUGACAGCUGAAAGGAACUCAUGUAGAAGCCUUUGCCGUCUCGAGUCUCUAAAAGACGUUUGGCAGUAUGAUUUGGGAAGGAAGAUAGAUGGCUCUGAACCAGCCGUGCAGAGGCCACGCUGCCCGAGGGGGAUGAAGAUGCAGACAAGAGAACAGCAGUUUCGGUAGUCUCGAAAUGCCAGGGUGCUCGGCGGAGGCCUUAAAACAGCAGGGUGGCUUGACUCCACUUUUUGCAAAGAUUGACUUUGCCUCGGCAUGAACAAACUCUUCAUGUAAGAUUGGUUCCUGUGUGUCACAUGUUUACAAGGCCGUGGGAGCAAAGCACAGUGCAUACAAGGUGAAAAGCCAAAUAAGGAAAUGUGUUCCUUCUCUUGACCAUUCCAAUUUAACUAGGCUAAAGCCAGCUUUUAGAUUGGCUUGGGCAGAAAAGUGAAGAGAAUGCUCCACUUUAAACGAUGUCAGCAUCUGAAACAAAUAACCCAGAAAUGUUUUUCUAGUAUACAUGUUAAAACGGAUAAACACGCACAGCUAUUUCUUUCAAGGACCUUUGCACUUGCAGAAUUAAGGAAGUCAUGGCACUCAACCCACUCUCUUGUUGGAGACAAAAAUAUUAUCCUGAUGGGACCGCCUGGUGCUGGGAAAACAACAGUGGGCCGGAUAAUAGGUCAGAAACUAGGUUGUUGUGUCAUAGAUGUGGAUGAUGAUAUCCUUGAAAAAACCUGGAAUAUGAGUGUGUCUGAAAAAUUACAGGAUGUUGGUAAUGAGCAGUUUUUAGAAGAGGAAGGAAAAGCUGUGUUAAACUUCUCUGCAUCUGGAAGUGUGAUUUCCCUUACUGGGUCCAAUCCAAUGCAUGAUGCUAGCAUGUGGCAUCUGAAGAAAAAUGGGAUAAUUGUAUACUUGGAUGUACCUCUAAUAGAUAUAGUUAGUCGUCUAAAAUUAAUGAAAAUAGAUAGGGUUGUAGGACAGAAUUCUGGAACAUCUAUGAAAGAUUUACUUAAAUUUAGAAAACAGUAUUAUAAGAAGUGGUAUGAUACUCGUGUUUUUUGUGAAAGUGGGGCUUCCCCAGAGGAGAUAGCUGACAAAGUGCUUAAUGCAGUUAAAAGAUACCAAGAUGUGGACUCAGAAACAUUCAUUUCAACAAGACAUAUUUGGCCUAAAGACUGUGAACAGAAGGUUUCAACAAAAUUCUUUAGCGAAGCUGUGAUUGAGGGGUUAGCUUCUGAUGGUGGCCUCUUUGUUCCCGAGAAGGAGUUUCCAAAAUUAAACUGUGGGGAGUGGAAAAGCCUAGUAGGAGCAACGUAUGUAGAAAGAGCACAAAUACUGUUGGAGAAGUGUAUACAUCCUGCUGACGUACCUGCUGCCAGAUUGGGAGAAAUGAUUGAAGCCGCUUAUGGGGAAAACUUUGCCUGCUCAAAAAUUGCCCCUGUCAGGCACCUGUCAGGAAACCACUUCAUCCUGGAGUUGUUUCAUGGACCAACAGGAUCGUUUAAAGAUCUGUCUCUCCAGCUUAUGCCUCAUCUUUUCGCACACUGUAUUCCACCGAAUUGCAAUUAUAUGAUACUUGUAGCUACUUCAGGAGACACAGGGAGUGCAGUGUUAAAUGGUUUCAGUCGUCUGAAUAAGAACGACAAGCAAAGAAUAGCUGUGGCCACAUUUUUUCCUGAGAACGGAGUAAGUGAUUUUCAAAAAGCACAAAUAAUUGGCAGUCAGAAAGAAAAUGGAUGGGCAGUGGGUGUCAAAUCAGAUUUUGAUUUUUGCCAGACAGCUAUAAAAAGAAUUUUUAAAGACCCUGAUUUUACUGGCUUUCUUACUGUGGAAUAUGGAACAGUCUUAAGUUCAGCUAAUUCCAUAAACUGGGGCCGACUGCUUCCCCAAGUAGUUUAUCAUGCUUCUGCAUAUCUUGAUCUCGUUAGCCAAGGAUUUAUUUCUUUUGGAAGCCCAGUCGAUGUCUGUAUUCCCACAGGAAACUUUGGUAACAUUUUAGCAGCAGUGUACGCCAAAAUGAUGGGAAUCCCUAUUCGAAAAUUUAUUUGUGCCUCUAAUCAGAAUCAUGUUUUGACUGAUUUUAUAAAAACAGGACAUUAUGAUCUAAGGGAAAGAAAGUUAGCACAAACCUUUUCACCGUCAAUAGAUAUUCUCAAAUCUUCAAACCUGGAACGGCAUUUACACUUGAUGGCUAAUAAAGAUGGACAAUUAAUGACAAAAUUAUUUAAUCAAUUGGAAGAGCAGCAUCACUUCCAGAUAGAAAAGAUUCUAGUGGAGAAACUUCAGCAGGACUUUGUAGCCGACUGGUGCUCUGAGGGAGAGUGCCUCGCAGCUAUUCACUCCACCUACAAUACUUCAGGGUAUAUUUUGGAUCCACACACUGCUGUUGCAAAAGUAGUUGCAGACAGAAUGCAAGACAAAACCUGCCCAGUGAUUAUCUCAUCGACAGCUCAUUACUCAAAGUUUGCACCUGCUAUCUUGCAGGCUUUAAAGAUUAAAGAAAUCAACCAGACUUCAUCAAGUCAGCUUUACUUACUGAGUUCGUACAAUGCGUUACCUCCACCUCAUGAGGCUUUAUUAGAGAGAACAAAACAGCCAGAGAAGGUGGAGUACCAGGUCUGUGCAGCUGAUGUGGAUGUCCUAAAAAGUCAUGUGGAAAAGCUAAUACAAAGUCAAUUCAUGUAAAACCUUUCUGAGUAAAAUAUUUUUUUCUGGUGAUAAGCAUGCAAUAAUAAAUCACAAAAGUUGAUCUGGAGUACACUAGCAUUCUGCUUUUUAUGUAAAUAUGUCUAUAUGUAGACCUAUUAUCUUUUGGAAUUUCAGUGCCUAAUCUCUAGGACUGAAUGUUGUCCCUGCACAUGCUUCCUGGAUCCUUAAUCUAGAAGCGACAAAAAGGAAGCAUAGUGCGUGGACCCUGUGCUGUUGUCUUGUGCUUCGCACGCCUGAGGGAUGUAUCAGUUUCCACUUCCUCGUUCCCACUUUUAAGUGGACCAAAAUGUCUGGUAUUCAAUUUAGCAAUUUAAAUAUUUAAGCACUGUUAAGUACUACAUCUGUAACCAUUACUAAUUCUCUGUUGACUAGAAAGAUAAUUUACCACUCAAAUGACUGACUAGCAUGGAGGAAGUAAACUCAUCCUUUAAGAUAGGGCCAGUGUUUGCAACCCUAUUCAAACUCCAUUUUGGAGUUAUUUUAGAAUUAGAGUAAGUUAUUAUUAGAAUUAAUUAUGUGUAUCCUACAAUGUCCAGAUUAGGUAAGUGUCCUGUCCUUUACUCCCCUUUGAAUGUUGAUGGUUAGAGUGAUGUACUUUGAACAUCAAGACACGUGAUUUAAGUCCAGGAUGUAGUAAUCAACAGAACUACUUUGUAGUAGAUACAGAAAUAAAAUGACUUAACUAUUUUAAAAGUUUUCCAAAAUUCAGAGUGUUUGAAUAGUCUUAAUAGAAGUAUAUUUAUAGUUAGGUGACAGUUUUCCUACAUUGUUUUGAGUCCAUUCGUAUAUAAUUUGCCUGUUGUCUGUUGUUUCAAUGAAUGUUGUCUUUUUGGCAACAGAAACCACACGCAACUGAUACAUGUUUAAUUUUUUAAAAAAUUAUUGAGGUCAUAUUGGCUUAUAAGUUGUGCAGAUUUUAGGUGAGCAUUAUUAUAUUUCAGUUUCUGUAUAGACUGCAUUGUGUUCACCAUCAGUGGUCUAGUUUUUAUCUGUCACCAUACAUGUGUGCACAUUUAAUUUUUAUUUCCUGUAGUAACAAUGAUUUAUGUUUGUGAAUUUACUGGAUGUUUUAUUUCUGAGUUAAAGAUUGUCACCGAAAGGACCUGUUAGUGUAAUGGACUACUCUCAACCACAAGAUGGCAUUCCUAACAUAAUGUGUCUUUUCUGAUAACAUUCUGCUUCAUUUUCUGGGGGAACUACUGCCAUAAAGAAAUAUAUUAAAAAUUGUAAAGAAAAAAAUUUAAUAAUUUAAUGAACAGGAGCAAUUUGUUUAAAAUUUAAAAAAUUAAACCAGUUAUGUGUUAACGUUGAUCUCUGGCUUAACUUCUAAAAAGUAAGUUCUAAAUCUAAAAAUUGAAAACCAAGAGCAGUUAUAAGAAAAUAAUGGAGAAUUCAAAGUUCAGCACUUAUUCAUGUAUGUUUUAGUUAUUUUAUCUCUUUCUUUUAAGUGUAUUUGUUUGGUAGAUGACAUAUUUAGAAAAGACAUCUAAAUGUUCACUGUGUACAUGAGAAUGCUCUAUUUUUCUGAAAGUGGGAGGGACAGCGUUAAAAAGUACAAGACAUGAUUUCUGCCCUCAAGAACUGUAGUUAAGGAGAAAACACAUAAAAAUGAAAUCAUGUUCAAUACAAAAGAGUUAUUACAAGAGUCCAUGAGUAAGUGAAAAAUGAGUGAUAUAGUUAAGUGCUGUAAGAUUUAAAAGAUUACAAUGGAAUAGUCAGAAAAGGUUUCACAGAGGAUGUGGAACUGAGGUGAAUCUUGAAGGAUGGCAAGAUUUUCUAGGUGGAAAAGCAAGGGGAAUACAUUCUAGACAGAGGCAAGGGAAACAGGUAUGGUGAAAUGCACAAGAGAGCACCUGCGUUGAUCUCUGGUCAGUUUGUUCUCUCAUUGUCCAAAACUGUUGUUUCAUGCCUUCCCUUUUUUUCAAAACCAACUCUGGCUCUUCCCUCUCAGCUAAUAACCUGACGUCAUGCAGGAGGAACAAGUUAAUCAGGUGUGACAAAGCUCAGUUUUCCGUCGCCGUAUGUGUAAAUCUGCACCUGUUUCUAUCUGUCCUGCUCCCUUUUGAUUGAAUCAAGCGGUAUUCCUCCUCUUGUCACAGCCCAACCUCUUCAGUGUGCCUUGGAUGCUAGUCCCUUCAGAGUACUCAAAUAACUUGCUUCAUCAGUGUUCUCCUCUGCUGUUUCUUCAACUUCUCCCCUCUGAUGGGUCCUUUCUAUGCCAUUCAGAUGCUCUCUUUUCAUAUCUUAAACAGUGUAAAACAAAAAUCUCUUUGAACAUGCACAUUUUUUCCCAUCUACUCUUUGAUUUCUUUAUGCUCCAAGCAAGAUCAAGCCUCUUCAAAUGGCGUUGUCUACAUGUAUGGCCUCCACUUUCUUGUCUCAUCUUCUCUGUAGUGUGUAAAGUAUGUCUACGGUUUAAGGAUGAGUAAUAAAUACGCACGGACUCACCAUCUUGUUUUAAGAGUAGAACGUUACUCAUACCUUUGAUGCCCACUGUGGCUCCUCUUUGGUGAAGAUCACGUCUCUCCCCUAAAGGUUACCACUCUCCUCAAUUUUCUGUUCAUCAUUCUCAUUUGUAUUUAUAGUUCUGCACUGUUUAGUUUUUCUCCUUUUUGAAUUUUUUGUAAAUGGAAUCAUGGUGAAUGCUUGCUUCCAUGACCUUCUAUUGCUCAAAAACUUUAAAAUUUAUCCUUGCAGAUGAGUAAGCCACAGUUGAUAAAUUUUUAUUUCUGUAUAAUAUUCUGUAUAAAUACCACAGUCUAUCCAUUUAUCAGUUAGUGGACAUUUAAGUUUUUAUUCUUGUAUCCAGUAGGUAUACUGUUUUGUAAAAUUUGUAUUGAAGGCUAGUAAAUAUGGACCUCCAAUCAUUUGUGAUUCUUUCUAAUUAUAUGUAAAAAUAGAUUUCAUAUCUUGGCAUUAUUAAAAUAAUUUAUGGUAUAUGAAAUGAAAAGUUGUUAUCAGUUUUCAGGCUAUGGUUAUAAUUUGUAGCUUUCACUAUUUAAAAUUAUUUUACAAUGUCAUAAACAUUGUGAAUUUGUAAGAUUUUUGAGAAAAAAAGAUUUUUAAAUUACAUAUUAAUAUCAAAAUUUAUUUCCAUCAAAAUUGAAUUUAGAAGGCAAUGAGUUGCUUCAUAUGAGGUUUUUGUUAGAUUUUAAUAGCAGUUCACUUUCAACAACAAUCAUUUAUGGCAAAUACUGUUUCUCUCAAUCCAUUAAAUCAUUUAUAAACAUUUUAUAAUUCAGACUACUCAGUGUUAGUAAAAAAAAAAAAAGGUAGCUGUUUUCAUGUGAACCUCAAAACUGUGGUUACAUAAAUAAUACAGUUUUUGUCCCAUCCAAGAAACAUGAAUAAAAUCUGUGUAUGAAAUA
Molecule: messenger RNA, 6275 nt
Organism: Equus caballus (horse)
Lineage: Eukaryota; Metazoa; Chordata; Mammalia; Perissodactyla; Equidae
Source: RefSeq, a predicted model, not a curated record